This is a messenger RNA of Trypanosoma cruzi, 827 nucleotides long. RefSeq lists its product as uncharacterized. The transcript has a single exon. The annotation marks the transcript as partial. Gene Ontology annotation, molecular function: intraciliary transport particle B binding. Gene Ontology annotation, cellular component: ciliary basal body; intraciliary transport particle B; ciliary base. Gene Ontology annotation, biological process: intraciliary transport involved in cilium assembly; intraciliary anterograde transport. Lineage: Eukaryota; Euglenozoa; Kinetoplastea; Trypanosomatida; Trypanosomatidae. The record is from RefSeq and is a predicted model, not a curated record.
AUCUCGUUAUUUAUCAACUGCGUCACGAUCAAUUUGAGGAGGCGUACGAGUUGAUCAAAGAUCUUGAGCCUGUUUCUACGCCUGAGUACAUUCUAAAAGGCGUCGUGAAUGCCUUAAUUGGACAAAAACUUGACUCGGAGGAGCAUCUGAAGAUUACGCGGGAGUAUUUCAAUCUCAUAGGCACUGCUCAGUCUGAGUGCGACACCAUUCCCGGGCGACAGUGCAUGGCCUCAUACUUCUUUUUGCUCCGUGACUUUCCAAAUGUUCUUCUUUACUUACGCUCCAUCAAACCCUACUUUUUAAACGAUGAUACAUUCCUAUAUCUGUAUGGCAUUGCCUGUGCGGGGACCGGGAAUUUCUCGGAAGCGGAAGAAUCCCUCACGGCGGUUCGCUCCGAAAAAAUUAGGGCGGAAUUCAGCUACACAAGUUGGCUAAUGCGAUCUCACAUCAUGAACAAUCAUGCAAAGCGGGCAUGGGAUAUUUAUCUGAAAAUGGAGACAAGCGCCGAAUCCUUUAAUGUCUUGCAGCUCAUGGCAAAUGACUGUUAUAAGGUUUGUGCGUUUUACUAUGCUGCCAAGGCAUUUGACGUUCUCGAACGCCUUGACAAUGCCCCUGAGUACGUUGAGGGUAAAAAAGGAGCUUGCAUUGGUGUCUUUCAACAGGUUUUUGCGAAUCAAGAGCCUGUGGACUCGCUCUUUGAUGUUGUGAAGAUGUUGGAGUCAAGUGUGCAACAGCACGCCAGCGAGCCACAGGUUUCGCAGCAGUUUGAAAGCAUACUGAAGGUGAUGAAGGAUUGGCUCAAGGAGAGCAAACUCAAGCGCAAGUAG